GUAUCCAAAUCAAAACAAAAAACCCUGAUACACAUAUAAAAACAGACCGCACGCACUGAUACAAAAAAACCCUCUUCCAAUUCUCCAGGUUCUUCCACAUCUAAUUCUUCCGCAUCUAUCUCCUCUAAUCUCCAAUCGACGGUUCUUUCUUGCACCUUAGCCACCUCUGCAGAUACUCCAUGUUCUAAGGUGAUUCUGAUGGAAACUUUUUUGAUCCUCUGGAAAGAUGAUCUGUCUGAUGAGGAUUCUGACAGUGGAGUUUUCCACAAUGUCAAUGAUGAUCAUUCAUUGUCGGGAAUGAUUUGAAUGAUACAUCUGAAGGUAACGUGAAUCCUAAUCAUAAUACAGAUCAACAAGGUAAUACCCCCCCUCCCCCUCACUCAAUGACUCUGAAAAUCUUCAUGAUGUUCAUGUUCAAAAUGAUAUGCAUAUGUCUGAUUCUUUAGAUGCUUCAUCAAAUGAAAAUUCUAAUGACUUUGUUGAACCAAACUUAGCUGAUUAUCAACUAAUAAGAGAUAGAGAACCUAGGACAAUUAUUCCUAAUAGAAGAUAUAUGUCAAACCUUGGUGAGUUUGUGUUGCUAGCUUCGGAAGUAGUUAAAAACUAUGUUCCUGAUACCUUUGAACAAGCUGUUAAAAGUUCUAAGUCAAAUGAUUGGUUUAAGACAAUGAACGAAGAAAUGCAGUCCAUGUUUGCAAAUCAAACAUGGUCUCUGGUCUCUAAACCUAAGGGUGUUAAAGUCGUAGAUUGUAGAUGGAUUUAUAGGAUGAAAGAUAGUCUUGAUCCCACUGAACUACCUAAGUUUAAGGUUAGGCUAGUUGCAAAAGGUUUUAAACAAAAACAAGGGAUUGAUUACCAAGAUAUUUUUGCUCUUGUAGUUAAAUUCAAAACUUUAAGACUUUUACUUGCCAUGACCACUGUUUUUGACUGGGAACUUGAACAAAUGGAUGUAAAAAUUGCCUUUUUACAUGGAGACAUUAAUGAAACCAUUUAUAUUUCUCAACCACCUGGUUUUAUUUGCAAAAAUAAACCUGAUCAUGUCUGCUUGCUUAAGAAAUCAAUUUAUGGAUUAAAACAGUCUCCAAGACAGUGGAACUUGAAAUUUAAUGCCUGCAUGUGUGAAUUGGGAUUUCUUAGAAGCAAAUAUGAUACUUGUCUGUACUUUAAGCAUGUGGGUACUGAAAAUGCAUUGUAUGUUCUGCUUUAUGUUGAUUAGGGGUGGGAAAAACCGACCCGAAACCCGAAAAUCGACCCAGGCUCGGACCGAAAAAUGUUACCGGGCCGGGUUUUUUUAUUUUUGACGGGCCGGUUAAAAAAAACCCGGACCGAACCUGAAAUUCCGGGCCCUAAAAAUUACAACCUGGCCCGGACCGGCCAAAAUCCGACCCGAAUAUUUCAUUAUAAUUUAUUAUAAAAAAUUAAGAUAUUCUAUGGAAACAAGUCCAAAUACUCACUUGGGGUCUUCUAAUUUGCUUUGUUUCUGAAUCCAUCUUAAAGAGAAACAUCAUUUUGUCAGAACUUUGUUCUCUUUAGUUUGAAUUUUUGCUGUUGGGAUUUUGCUAGUAUUUAUGUUUGGCUCUUCAUGAGUGUUUUGGAUCAAUACUUUUUUGUGCUUGAAAUAUCGUUGCUUUAUAGCCUUUGAAUUAUUGAUUAAAUAGUUUUGCUUUGACUAUAAUAGAAAGUGAGAAUGUUGAAUCGUUUUGAUUGAUUAUCGAACAUUUUUUUGAAUACUUUUUUUAAUAAAAAAAUGAUAUUUUUUUAUUGGGCUUUAACCGACCCUACCCGAACCCGGACCGAACUCGAGCCUCAAAAAACCCGGCUCGGACCAAAUAUGUCGGGCUUUUUUCCGGUCCCAUUUCUUCAUAACCCGAGAAGUUUCGCAUAAUUUCCGGGUAGAGCAAAAACCCGACCCAGCCCGGACCGAUCCCACCCCUAAUGUUGAUGAUAUCCUUCUUAUUGGUUCUUGUAAAAAUGCUGAUUGUAAGUGUGAAAAAUGAUCUUAAAUUGCAUUUUCAUAUGAAGGAUAUUGGCACUACUAAAAGAAUUUUAGGAAUUGACAUAUUAAGGAACAUAUCUUAAAGAAGCAUGUUCUUAUCUCAAUGUGAUUAUCUUUCUAAGAUAUUAGAUAAGUUUAAUAUGUCUAAUUCAAAAAUGACACCUAUUCCUUUAGGAGGGCAUUUAGAAUUACAUAAAGAUCCUUAUCCUAUAUCUUUGGAAGAAUCUCAGAAAAUGAAAAAUAUGAUUUAUGAUGUUGCUUCUGGAUCACUGAUGUAUGCUAUGCUUUGUACUAGACCUGACUUGGCUUUUACUGUAAGUGUUCUUAGCAGGUUUAUGUCUGACCUUAGGGAAAACAUUGGACUGCUAUGAAAUAUACUUUGAGAUACCUUUCUGGGACUAGAAAUUUAGGACUAAAGUACAGUUCCGACAAAUCUUUAGACCUUAGAGGUUUUGUAGAUGCUGACUAUGCACGGUGUAAAGACUCGAGGAAGUCUACUACUUCCUGGUUCUUUACAUGGGCUGGAAAUUGUAUUUCCUGGAAGUUCCAAUUGCAAUCUGUUGUACCCCUGUCAUCCAGAGAGGCUGAAUACAUUGCAGCCACUGAAGCUAUUAAAGAAGCCAAAUGGCUUAAGGGUGUUCUGAGUGAAGUCUUAGGAAAAAAUGUAACCCCUGUUGUUUUUUCUGAUAGUCAGAGUGCCAUCUAUCUUUGUAAACAUCCCAUGUAUCAUGAAAAAACUAAACACAUAGAUGUUAGAUUUCAUUAUAUAAGGGAUGAAAUUCCUAAGGGAAAUGUUUCUAUUGAAAAGAUAACUGGAGAUGUUGAUCCUGCUGAUUUUGGUACUAAAAUUGUCCAAACUGAUAAGUUCUUGUUUUGUAGGAAAUUAUUCAAGAUCUUUGAGGUACCUUGAACUAUAGGUCCCUGAAUUGGGUUAAUGAUGAAUGGUGUGAGACCUGGUUCCAUAUUCCAACAAGCUAGCUAUGAUGAUACCCAAUGACUAAGAUGACGUGAGAAUGAGUCUUAGGAUGGCAAAGCAAUCAAUUUUUGUAUUAUGCUGUUGGGUUGGGCCUAGAGCUGUUAUGUUCUCUCCCUUUUAAUCUGUCUUGGGCUAUUUUGUUUAGUUGGGCCUCUUGGUAAAUGGAAGGACCGGUUUUAUACUAUGUGGACCCUAAGUAUAUAAACCACUUCCGUCUCCAGAGUCUUCGACUGAUUCAUUCCGAGCUAUUUUCGUUAAAACCCUAGAUAUAGAGAGAGAGGUUGUUCUAGAGUGAGAAAGUGUUUUUUCCGCUGCUGGUUUUCUGCGCGAGAGCCUGAGCUUAGCAAGGACGGUAAUAGAAAGAGGAGAUUGCUUGAAAUCUGAGGAAUAGGAGGAGAGUUUGAUAUGUGGCCCAGAACUGGGAGCCCGACAGUCAUCUUCCGAAGCCUUAGGGUUUCGUUCGGUUAUCUCUGAACCUUUUUCUGUUAUUUGUUUCUUAAAUUGAUAUUCCUGACCGAUUGUAUGUACUGUAUAUUGAUUGCUUUGCAACCAUCUUGAUUGUAAUCUGUUUGAAUUCUGAGCUAGUGGAAUAUUUGGGACCAGGUUUCCCCUGUUGAAACCCCGCAGAUUAGGAUGGUUUUCUUCCGAACUGCG
This is a messenger RNA of Cuscuta europaea, 3626 nucleotides long. The record is from the annotation of a GenBank genome assembly. Lineage: Eukaryota; Viridiplantae; Streptophyta; Magnoliopsida; Solanales; Convolvulaceae.